CUCCUAUCUUCUAUUAGUGUUUACCAAUUUUUGUUACAACGGAAUUGCUUUUACAUGUUCUUGGAUUAGACCAUGGCACAUUCACUCGUUCCUCUCUCACCGGCAGCUAACGCCGUCAGAAUUUCCUCUCCUUCACCGCGGUCACUGCCGCAGGCUCCUCCCGUCGUCCUUGAAGUUCCACCAGUUAAUCGCAGAACAAUUGUGUUGGGGCUAGGCGGGGCGCUAUGGAGUUGGAACGCUUUGACCGCUAAGGAGGAGGCAAUGGCAGCAGCUAGACGGCCACCUCCACCACCACCCAAGGAGAAGAAAGACCCAACCGUGAGCGGUGUUCAGGCCAAGGUAUUGGCUAGCAAGAAGCGCAAAGAAGAAAUGAAGGCUUCCAUUGCUAAACUAAGGGAGAAAGGCAAACCUGUUGUGGAAGCGGAACCAAAGUCUUCUUCUUCGGAGUAGCAACAAUUUAAACCCUUUCAUUAAUUCAUCUGCCUACCAAAUUUAUCCCUAUGAUGUUAAUUCACACUACUGUAUUUCAAUUCACUAUUAUGGUGAUUUCCAACGUGGUAUCAAAUCCAAAAGUAUUCUAGCUUGUCUGAA
Camelina sativa (false flax) is the source of this 591-nucleotide messenger RNA. RefSeq lists its product as uncharacterized. NCBI's taxonomy places the organism in Eukaryota, Viridiplantae, Streptophyta, Magnoliopsida, Brassicales, Brassicaceae. The record is from RefSeq and is a predicted model, not a curated record.